AUGAUUGGUGCUAUGCAAACCGGCCCUCAGCAUCAUCACAAUCAGAGUAAACCGUCUCGACCAUCCCCCAACCCCUCUUCUAGUGGAGUUCCACCUCGAGUUCCCGUAACGAGUGCGCACAUGAACAAGCCAUUACCCGCACCGGCUGCGAACCAACAUCGGACUCAUCCACUACACCCAUCACCACCUCCACAGAACUACGGAUUUGGGCCACCCCCUUCCCAGCCUGUGCGCAAUCGGCCCCAGCCUUCGUCCCGGCCCCCACGGUCUCCAAACCCGCCGUUGGCUGUCCCUGAUGACGAUCCGCAACAACUCUUCCCGCUGUUUCGCGCCGCCAACACAUCCCACACCGGUUCACUGACCGAGAUGGAGCUGGGCUCCGCUCUCGUGAAUGGCGAUUUUACCUCGUUUCACCCUAAGACGGUGAAGAUGAUGAUCCGCAUAUUUGACCGGAAUAGCAGUAAGACAAUCUCGUUCGACGAGUUUGUAUCGCUAUGGCGCUACCUUGCCGCGUGGCGGGAGCUUUUUGACCGAUUCGAUGUCGAUCGUAGCGGGCGCAUCAGCCUUCAGGAAUUCGAGAACGCACUCCUCGCAUUCGGAUACCGACUAAGCCAGCCGUUUGUGACGGUGCUUUUCACCACAUUUGAGAGCAAGGGACGGCAGAGGAAUGGACCUGCCCACCCCGCGAAGAUGGGAAUGAGCUUCGACCUGUUCGUGCAGGCGUGUAUCAGCUUGAGACGUAUGACGGACGUCUUCAAGCGGUAUGAUGAUGACCGCGAUGGUUACAUUACUGUGAGCUUUGAGGAGUUCUUGACUGAAAUCCUGCAACUACAGGACUAG
Messenger RNA from Aspergillus oryzae RIB40, 840 nucleotides. RefSeq names its product EF-hand domain-containing protein. Gene Ontology annotation, molecular function: calcium ion binding. The coding region runs from base 1 to 840 and encodes 279 amino acids. The transcript is spliced from 2 exons. Lineage: Eukaryota; Fungi; Ascomycota; Eurotiomycetes; Eurotiales; Aspergillaceae. The record is from RefSeq and is a predicted model, not a curated record.